ACGAUAUUAUAUUCCAUCGCCCUAGAAAGAGCCUCCUGUGAUCUUGGCAUCUGCUAGCUCCCCUUUUCCACGACUGCAUUCCACCAGAAAAUAGGGUGAACGGUUUUGCUUCUCUGCUCUUUCGUUUAAAACAAUCAGUAGAAGUCAAUUCCAGAAGGAAUACAAAACAUUACUGCAGUUCUACUGUAUUUACUGCUUUCAAGAGCUACUCUACUGUUCCUCAAAACAUCUUACCUCUCUUCUUUCGAGCCAUUCUGCCCUUUUUCCCUUUUCGUCUUCCAAUCAGUCAGUCAAUUAGCUCUUCUUUUUUCGUUCUUGUUUAUUUUUUUUUCUUGUAUCAAAAAGUUUCUUUAACGAUUGGAAAAAGUUCACUCAAACUCAAUCUGAUCGAAUUCAUCAGACCCUUUUCCAUAUCAAAUUUCAUCUUUUCGGGUUCUUAAACCGAUUAUAUCUUUUUUGUUUAUACCUCGCUUACAAAGAAAAAUAAAUCAAAAAACGCCGAUUUCCAAUUAUGGAUGUUCCACGACCCUCUCCCCAUAUGUUUGGCUCUAGUAGCUUUCAAUUACUACCUUAUCAGGUUCGCUCCCUACUCGGAAACACCUUUUCUUUUAUGCUAAAAGAAAGUACACACGAUUACCAUGAGGAUUCUCUUUUGUCCCAGGUCCAGUACAAGUACUUUUUGGUCGCUGGUCUUGUUUGUACAUAUCUCUACGUAAUUAGCCAAUGGCUCUCCAAUUCUUUUUUUGUAAAGCGUCCCGUACAUGCUGAAUUUUCUGGUCUACGACGUAUCCACGGACUUUGUCUUUGGAUGCUUUCUUUUCUCUUCUUAUGUUUGACCAUAUUCAUGUACGCUGAAGAGCGGUUCCCGACGAGAUUUACCUCUCAUAGUGUCAACCAUUGGUUGCUUGCUUUUUCUAUACAUUCUUUUCUUCUUCAUUCUUUACGUAUCCUUGCUCCCCGGGCCCGCCCUGUUUUAUAUCAUUCUUCCGUAUUGUUGAAUCUUUUCAUCCUUCCCGUGUUCUUUGAUUUUUACGUUUUUCCCUUUCUUCUAAUCCACCAUCCUCCCAUGUCCAUUUUCUCUCCGUUUUUGUGGACUUAUUUUGCGAUCGCCGUCGCCAUUAAUAUCAUUCCAUGGUUCACACCUCGUGUUUGGUAUCCCUUGUUCCCUGACGAGAACGAUCAACCCUCUGAAGAACAAACCUGCACUUACUUUAGCUAUAUUUGCAGCUAUCAUUGGUUGAACAGACUCAUCAAUAUCGCUACACGUCGUACUGUCGAGUUUGACGAUUCUCCUCAUCUGCCGGAUUACGAUAAAAACAAAGUUUGGUCCGAUAGGUAUGAAAGACUUAAACGUCCUUCUUUGUAUGUUACCAUGCAUCUCAUCUUUGCAUUUCAAAUGCUGGGUAUGGCCACCGCAAGCUUCUUCAUCAGUGCUACCCAAUUUAUUUCUCCUGUAGCCAUGAAUCGCUUCCUUAAAUAUUUGGAAAAUCCAAAGGCCGAUUAUUUGUCCCCCUAUGUGUGGAUUUUUUUGCUUUUAGUUGGUCCUUUUAUUAAUUCCAUGGCUUUCCAAUCUUACCUAUUUUUAUCCACUCGUUAUACCGUCCGUUCUUACUCGGUUCUUGUCUACCAAAUUUACAAAAAGGUGCUCGAUUUCCGUUUUGUUCAAAACAAGAAUGAGGAAUCAAAAGUAGGCCGCGUGAAUAACCUCAUAUCCACUGAUGCUAAUGAUAUCGGUGAGCUUCGAGAACUUAUCCACGUUGCCGUCAGAGCACCAUUUGAAAUCGGUAUUUCUGUUUAUUUGUUGCAAAAACUUUUAGGUUGGAGUGCUUAUGUCGGUCUAGUCCUUGCCGUCUUAACAACUUCCGUUCCCAUCUUGUUGGGUCCUUUCGUGGCCAAGCUUACUUUAAUGUCUAAUAAAGCCACCGAUUCCCGUAUCGAAUUGAUGUCGGAACUUCUUCAAAGUAUUCGUGUAACAAAAUUUUUUGGUUGGGAACGCCCAAUGCUUGAACGCGUCCAAGAAAAACGUCGUUACGAGAUUCAUCGAACAUGGAAAUUGCUUUUAAUGGAAAUUUUAAUUCAAGUUUUGGUUGAAUCCUUACCCUUCUUCAGCAUGUUUGUGACCUUUAUCAUUUUCACUACUUUAAUGUGUCAAAAGAUUACACCUUCCAUUGCGUUUACUUCAAUCUCACUAUUUAAUUUAGUCCGUAACCAGUUUGCAUGGAUUUCUCAUCUUUUGAGACAACUAGUGCAGAUUUUUGUUUCCAUUGGUAGGAUUUCUGACUUCUUGAAUGACCCCAAUGAAGUUGAUCCAGCUGUCUAUACUGAUUCAGAAAGUGAAGAUAUUGGUUUUGACAAUGCUACUUUUACCUGGCCCUCUAACCCUGUCGAUGGAGAUUUCCGCUUGCGUGACUUGAAUUUUAAAUUUCCAAAGAACCAGCUAUCAAUUGUCGUAGGACCUACUGGUUCUGGAAAAACUUCACUUAUCUCAGCUUUACUUGGUGAAUUAAGUCUUACCAGCGGCUCCUAUUCUUUGCCUCGUUCUAAGGGUGUAUCAUACGUGUCUCAAGUCGCUUGGCUACGCAAUGCUACUAUUAAAGAUAAUAUUUUGUUUAACUCUGUCUUUGACGAAACACGUUACAAGGAUGUUUUGAAAGCCUGCGGUUUGCAGAGCGAUCUGGAGAAUUUACCUGCCGGUGAUUUAACUGAAAUUGGUGAGAAGGGUGUUACUUUGUCUGGAGGUCAAAAACAACGUAUUGCACUUGCCCGUGCUGUCUAUGCACCUUCCUCUGUUAUUUUAAUCGAUGAUGUUAUGUCUGCUUUGGAUAUUCACACAUCGAACUGGAUUUUCCGUCAUCUUUUCCAAGGUCCUUUGAUGCAAAACCGUACUGUCAUUCUCGUUACGCAUAGUGUGAAUCUUUUCCUAGAUGCUGCUAGCUUUAUUGUUACCGUUAAGAAUGGAUCUGCCUUCCCUAUCAAGGAUAAGUCAUCACCCAUCUUGCAACUAGCUGAAGAAAUUGGUCAUCCAUCCGAGUCUGCUACUCAGUCGAAUAUGCCAAAUGCAGAGGCCCAACUUGAUUCCUCAGUAGAUGCUGAACAAAUAGCUCAAUCAGGUAAAUUAGUGGAAGAGGAAAAAAGAGCGACGGGAGACGUACCUAUGUCUACUAUUUUUGAAUAUUUCCGCCAAUUUGGCUCCGGAUCUUAUGUAUGCAUUAUUCUUUUAUUGCUAGUUGUUACUCAGACAUUGUCUAUUCUUAUUGACUUGUGGGUGGCAUUUUGGACCAACAAAUCCAUAGACUCUCCUGAUAUGAGUAAUACAAAGUUCUUGUUCGUAUAUGGAACAAUGCUUGUCCUUUACUGUGUACUUGACUAUCUGCGCACAUAUACGUAUGACAAGGGAUCUUUGAUUGCUGCAAAAAAUAUUCACAAUUCGAUGCUGGAGAAUGUAUUUGGCACCUAUGCUUCAUGGUUCAACAAGACUCCUACCGGAAGAAUUGUGAAUCGCUUUGCUAAAGAUAUACGCUCUUUGGAUCUUAAUCUGCCAUCUUGGCUUUUCUGGUCAAUCGAAUGUUUCCUUUCUAUUGUCGCUGGUUUAGUUUCUGUUUCUUCGGCUAUGCCUCUUUUCUUGGUUCCUGCUAUAAUCAUCUGUUCGCUUGGAUUUUACGUUGGAAUACUUUAUACUAAAGCCCAAGUUGGUAUUAAGCGAUUAAUCUCUGUCUAUAAUUCUCCAAUGUUUGGCCUACUUGGAGAGAGUAUUUCCGGACUUGCAGUAAUUCGUGCGUUUAACAUGCAAGGUAUAUUCAGAAGUGAAUUCUCCAAAAAGAUUGAUAACCUUAUGCGUCUUCAAACUGCUUCAUAUAAUUUGAAUAGAUGGGUCGCCAUUAGAACAGAUGGCAUUAGUGGAUUAGUUGGUGGUUUAGCUGGAUUGAUUGCUUUAAAGCAGAGCCAUCUUUCUCCUGGUCUUGUCGGAUUUUCACUAAACCAGUCUGUGAUGUUUAGUAUAACUGUCCUUUACUUUGUCCGUUCCUUCAAUAACCUCCAAGCUGAGAUGAACAGCUAUGAAAGAGUAAAGGAGUACACUCGAUUAGAGCAAGAACCUGCUCCUACAAAAGAGGGUGAAGUCCCCGUUUCAUGGCCUAAAGAGGGAGAUAUUAAAUUUGAAAAUGUAAGCGUAAGCUACACUCCAAAUGGUCCUAGUGUCAUUUCGAAUUUAAAUCUUCACAUCCAUCACGCUGAGAAGGUAGCAAUUGUCGGACGAACGGGCAGUGGUAAGAGUACCUUAGGACUUACUCUUUUACGAUUCACAAAUCGAGUCGGAGGAUCUUUACGUAUUAAUGAUUUGGAGAUUGAGGAUGUUAAUUUGAGUUCUUUACGUCAACGGAUUUCAUUCAUUCCUCAAGACCCAAUUUUGUUUUCCGGAACCGUUCGUAGCAACUUGGAUCCUUUUAAUGAACUUGAAGACUCUUUACUAAACGAGGCACUCCAAACGAGCGGAGCGAAUAAGAUGGCUAUUGCCUAUACAGAAGAUCAACAGCCAAUUCAUAUAAACUUAGAUACUCAGGUAUCAUCGGAAGGCUCAAAUUUCUCUCAAGGUCAAAAGCAAGUUUUAGCGCUCGCUAGAGCUAUUGUUCGACGCUCAAAAAUUAUUAUAUUAGACGAGUGUACAGCAUCCGUAGAUGAUACUACAGAUCAACAGAUCCAAAAAACUUUGCGCAGCGCAUUCGGUGAUGCGACUAUGUUAUGCAUUGCCCACCGUUUGAAGACUAUUGUUGAUUAUCAUAAAGUUAUGGUUAUGGACAAGGGUGAGCUUGUUGAAUAUGGACCACCUGGCGAAUUAUAUAAUAAGGGUGGUGUUUUCCGAAAAAUGUGUGAGCAAAGUGCAAUCAGCUUUUCAGAUUCUAAAUAGAUUGACUUUUUAGAAAGCCACAUGGACUUCUUGUUUAGUAUAUAGAUAUGUUUUAAUUUUUAUGUCUUGGCUUAUUUAUUGAAGUUUAAGUAGAUUGAGUAAGUAUUAGUUACAGAUUAAUACAGAUUAAGUUUAAUUUUUAC
Molecule: messenger RNA, 5046 nt
Organism: Schizosaccharomyces octosporus yFS286
Lineage: Eukaryota; Fungi; Ascomycota; Schizosaccharomycetes; Schizosaccharomycetales; Schizosaccharomycetaceae
Product: glutathione S-conjugate-exporting ATPase Abc4
Exons: 1
Coding region: 512-4903 (1463 amino acids)
Biological process (GO): transmembrane transport
Cellular component (GO): fungal-type vacuole; membrane
Molecular function (GO): ATP hydrolysis activity; ATP binding; ABC-type peptide transporter activity
Source: RefSeq, a predicted model, not a curated record